CUCUAUUAUAAAAGGCGCUGUCAGGCUUUUUCAAUGACAUCACACCCAAGUGCAAGUUUCCAACAUGGCGUCCAGCCGGCUGCCGGAGAGGGAGGUCCAGGAGGAGCCGAGGCGCGCUGCGACCGCAAACCCUGACUUGUGCCUCCACAAAUAUUCCCUGCUCAUCAUUAUAGGACGGACCGCUCACCUCAGCCCUACGGGACACAUCAGCAGGGAGAUUGAACGAGGUAUUCGGUCAUGGGACAUUGACUUAAACUCCUGUAACCUAAUCCUCUAUCUCCAAGAAUUUCUCUCCCAUCACACGGCAUCUUUCAAGGGUGCAGGGCAGAAGUGUCUGCGCCACAGUACCAGAGUGUUGGACACUCAAGUGCUGAUCAGUCCAUCUCAGGAACAGGUUCAUUCAGAGGUGUUUGCUUUGCUAUCCAGGGAAUCGGCCCAUAAGCUGUUGAUCUUGGCUGGCCAGAGCGUGGAGGAAAGUGGAGAACUGCUGUUUCACAGAGGACAGUUCUCACCACACCAACUGAAACAAAUACUAACACAGCAGUUCACAGAUCAGGAGAACUUAGCCUCCUCCAAACUCAGUCUGACCCUCAGCUGUCCCAACAUCGGCCACUGGAGGAAGACUCUCGUGGGAAACCAGCAUCUGCAGAGUCCUUUCACGCUGCUCCUCAAUCCCCCAGAGGUGCUGCCUGCCAUGGAGGCCCUGGGGGAAUUCACCUCCCUCAUCUCUGGUACCCUUUCCCCUCCGUCUCCCUUCGACCUCCUGCCUCCUCCCACCACCGUGGGUUUUCUCAAGCUGUCCCGCCCCUGCUGUUACGUGUUCCCCGCCGGGCGCGGUGACUGUGCCUUUUUUGCCGUCAAUGGAUUUACAGUGCUGGUGGACGGCGGCUCCGACUCCCAGGCCUGUUUCUGGAAGCUGGUGCGCCACCUCGACCGAGUUGAUGCAGUUUUAUUGACGCACAUCGGGACAGAGAACCUCCCCGGGGUCAACGUCUUCCUGGAGAGGAAGGUAGCUGAGUUGGAGCUGAGCUCUGAUAGCAAAGAUGACUCAUCUAAGAGGCUCAUCUCCCCAGAGCUUGGAGUUGUGUUUUAUAACGCCCCCAGCAAGUUGCAAGUGGAGGAACAGCCUUGUGGGGACAAUGUACUGAAGAGCACACAUCAGGCAGCCCUAACCCUACAGCUGUUAAAAAAGUUAGACAUCAGACCACAGCCAAUGUUUCGACCACAAGGAGUUCCCAUUGAGCCGCUAACCCUGUUCCAGAAGAUGGGAGUGGGACAGUUGGAGUUAUACAUCCUCAACCCCGGCAAAAACAGCCAGGAGUACCAAACAUUCAUGCAAAACUGGCCUGAUGCAUUGUCACCAGCAUCCAAAUCCCAAACUCUCCCUCUAACCGCCCUGGCCUCAGUGUGUGCCCUGCUAGUGUGGCACCCAGCGUGUCCCCAGGAGAAGGUGGUCAGGGUGCUGUUCCCUGGUGUUACCCCACAAACAAAGCUGCUGCAGGGCUUGGAGAAGCUGAAGGGGCUGGCCUUCCUCCAAAAACCCACUGUGACCACUGGGGACCUGGAGAGACUGGGGGAGGACGUAAAGACCAAGAGGACAGAGAGCCAGGACAGUGGCAGGUCACAAGGAAAGGAGUCAACACCCAAACAUGGAAAAGAUCGGGGAGUUAAAGAAGAUGGAAAGGAGAUACUGGUAAGGGAAAAAGGAAAAGUAUUGAAUGGAGUCGCUACAAGAGAUGCUGAGAAGACCAGAAUCAAAGAGACAGGUGUAAAGCAAAAAGGAGCAUCGUCAGAGAAGAAUACCUCAAAGAAGGGAGGAGGAAAGGAUGGGAAAAAAGAGGAGAAGCCUGGAAAUAAAGAGAACAGUGUUAUGAGGAACGAUCAGGGGAAAAAGGAUGUUCUCCUUUCCAAAUCAAAGAAUGAAAAUAAAACUAAGCUCAAAAAGGAUGCAAAAAAUGAAACUAAAACAGGGGUGAAGAAAACAAGAAAACCCCUAGGAAAGGAGGCACACAAUGGAAAGAAGGUAAAUGUAAACACUGAACUGUCAUUAAAACCCAACGCUGGGAGUGUGUUAGAAGUCCCAGAGUUAGAGCAGCAGAGUGGACCAGAGAAAGAGACUGAAGAGAACCCCUGUGGCUCCAAAAUGUCCACCCCUGAGGAUAUGACAGACGAUUUUCUCAGGCUCCGGGAGGAAACCGAAAGAGGAGAGGCGCAGGUGGUGAAAACAGCAAAUAAAGGAAAGCAGAAAAGCAGUGAGUCAAGAAAUGAAAAGAGCCUUGGAGGCAUUAGCAAAGAGAAGAGUAAAGAAGGUGAUGACACACUAGGGGAAGAAGCUGCAGGGCUAAUGAGAGGAAAGAGUGGUGAUAAUGGAGUGCAAGAUAAGGCUUGGAUUGCAGAGAAAGCUGGUGUAGACCUGCAGAAAGCGCCUAUAGACCAGCCUGGAAAUGCUGCCAAACCAGCAAAGGUUGUAGGAUUUCCGUCUCCCUUGACCAAUGCGCCAAAGAGCGAGCGUAACGAGCUAGACUUAACCCCGACUGAAUACACUCUCCUGGACGGAGCUUUGAGAAACAGCCCUCCCUCGCGAUCCUCUCCAGAGAACCAGGCCCAUGUCAGCCCCGACGAACAGACGGUAGAGCCUGCCUCCCCUGAUUCGCGGCCCAACAGUGCAGGCCACACGCCUUACUGUCUUUCCCCAGAUGACGUGUGGUGCAACAGGGUCACUCUCAGCAGGUUACAGGCCCAGAUGGGUAACUUUGAGUCCGCGGAUGUCAACCAGCCAAAUGGAUCAUCCAAGCAAUGUGAGGGGCAGCCCAAAAGCACCACAGAGAGUCACGCAAACCCCAGAGAGAGGCAACUAAGUUUCCUUUCUUUGGGUACACUUAAAGAGGGAUCCUCAGACGCCUCUCCUUCUCUCGCUACCACCACCACCACUACUACACACUCCAUGCCAGCAGAGGUGAGCUCACCUCAGUCCACAGAAGUAGAUGAAUCACUGUCUAUGUCCUUGGAGCAGGGACCAACCACUGUUAGCCAGAGAGAGGGGGAUGAAAAUGUUCAUAACUCCCACUCCAAUGGAAGUCAUUUUGCCGGAAUUUCUUUACCAAUGAAGAAGCCUACCAAAAAUUUAGGGCAGGGCUCAGAGAUGGGGCGGCCUGCAGCUCCAAACACACUUAAUUUUGAAGCGUCAGCUCAUGAUGUGGAUCUAUGUCUGGUUUCUCCCUGCGAGUUCAAGCAUCUGAAACAGCCCGACUCCAGCUCAGGUGCGAGUGAGCCCUCCCGAGGACCCUUCGCUCCACAUCAUCACGGCAACAACAACAACCCCAAGGACACGUCACCCAGCGAGUCAAACGCCCCCGUCUGCACAGAGGACUGCCCGUCCACCACAGCAGAUGGAGGUCUGGACUCAGAUGAGGAUGAGUCCUGUAGUGAGCCGUCUAACUCUCCCCAUGAUCUCCGCUCUAGUCAGGCUCUGCCCCCGGACCCUCUCCCAGCCCCUUUCAGGGACAGCCCGCCACUACCCCCACAUCCUGAUGCAUCCAUGCCCGUUCCUCAGUCGGACUCUGGCGCUCGCGGGAAUAAAGCAAAAGCCAAUGGCAUGCGAGGGAAAAAACCACCAGCGGUCACAGAGGGCUCCCAAAGACUAGGCUCAGGGAAAAGCAGGACAGGGAGCCAAAGUGGAGUCGCAAAGGGGAAUGUCUCUUCUACUCAUAUGCCUUCCUCCAGCGUCCGCUCAGCACCAGCAAAAUCCUCACCCAAUCCAGGUUCUAAGUCUACCUCUGUUGGUGAAGUCAGUGUUUACGUGGACCUGGCCUAUAUUCCCUCUGGAGCCUCCUCUCACACAGUCAGUGUGGACUUCUUCAGAUGCGUUCGCUCCUCCUGUUACAUCAUCAGCGGCGACAGUCCAGAGAAAGAAGAGCUAAUGAGGCAUACACUAGACGCACUACUGGAUGCCAAGUUAUCCUGGCCUGACACUAUGCAGGUGACAGUGAUCCCUACUUUUGAGUCGGUGCCGAUGCAGGAGUGGUACCAGCAGACCCUGGACAGACAGAAGGAGCUGGGCAUCACCGUGCUCGGAUCCAACAGCACUGUCGCCAUGCAGGACGAGACCUUUCCGGCCUGCAAGAUAGAGUUUUAAGGCCGACUUGGAGAUGCAGCGAUGGAAAAUGGAGGGUGAAUAUGAUCUUAUUAAGGAAGGAGAUGUGCGUGUGAGAGAAAAAAAGAGACAGGGUUGAAGGUACAAAAGAAAUAGAAAGUUAAAAACAGAGAUUUUGGGGAAAUAAAGAGAAUAUAAGGCCCCUUUCUGCACAGCUGACAUGGGACUUUCACCCAUUCCUCCUUCUGGUUAAUAACUUCUUUUUAGACCCAUGACCCUGUGGGAAACAGGAGUGGAAAUCACACUGGCUGCAAGAAAAGCAUAUCCAGCUGCAAUCAUGCGGAUCCACAUAAAAGCUUUAUUUGGUAGAUUAGUCGAUAUCUUUAGCAUACAUGGGGUUAAAGGCACUAUGUGCAGGCUUGUUUUCUUUAUGCAUUCAGCUCUGAAGUGUGCAGUAGUGUGUGCUAAAACAAAGGGCCCAUUUUGCUUCUUUUAUUGCAACAUUUACCAGUUGGCAUAACUACUCAAUAUACUCCCAAAUGGCAAGAGUGUGCAAAUGUGAAAUGAUGUCUGAUUAGCACACAAGAUGUCUGUAUUGUAAAAAGAGAGUCUUACAUUGUACCUUUCAUGAAAUUGCAUUCACAGUGAGCGGUCAGAUGUGUGUUGUGAGCAGUGUACGCAGAUAUGGGGUGAGCUGUGCUGUGUGUUGUACCUGCCUGCUUUUUAAAAGGAGUGUUGAACCACUGUGGCUUCACUGUUGACCUUCAGAUCUCUGCCGAGCAAAUGCAAUGUAUAAUGUAUAAGUAAUAAUCUGAGAUUAUUAAAUCUGAGUGUGCUCAAACAAAUCUGUUAACAAGGAUUACCAGAUUAAAUGUAAUAGCAUUAUAGCAAUCUCAUUAAGGAUGGUACUGUCAUUGUAAUCCAUUACAAGUUCUUAAAAUCAUGCUAACGAGGAAUCAGACAGCAACUGCUUUUUGUAGUAAUAGAUGUUCACUUGUUAAUUUACUAAAAAACAUGACAAGUGACGACAUGUGUUUUGAUUGUGGAUAUGAUGGAUAUGACCGUACAGUUUAUUGUAGACAAAUAUCUUGCGCAACAUAAAAUCAUGGUCUAGUCACAGUGAGUGUAAUAAAAGCUUUCCACAUUGUAAUUUGUAAAUACAAAUAUAUUUAAUUUAUAUUUGGAACAAAGUAAUCCUAAAUGUUAUGGGAAAUUACACUCCUGAAUUGCUGUAAAAAAAUUGACUACAUUACACAAUAACCCUAUUUUUCAUGGGUCCAUCAUUUCUUAAUUCGCUAUACAGUGUGCAACCCAUUUUACUGCAACAUUUUCAAUAAUAAAAAAAAUCCAAUAAUCUGGUUUGAAUGGAACAAUUUCCUUAAAGGAAGUUCUUCUUGAAAUAAACUACUGCUUACAACUAACUAUCUCAACUCCAUUUUCCCUGUAAGUAGCACCAAAUUACUUUUUCCGAGACUUCGCAGGAAAUUAUGAGGAUGUCACAGAUCUGUAAAAUAAAGCACACACAUGUAAUGUAAUGGAUUACAUUGUAAUCUCUCCAGACCUGUCUGUCCACUGUUUUCCUUUUUAUUUCCCUUUGUCCCAUGUCUGCAUGUCCAAGAACAGUUGUCAUGUUCUGGUUAGUCUCGCUUUGCCACGAAUCACAAUGUUCUCAAUUCACAUAAAUGUGGCAAACAGAGUUUCCUCAACACCAAAGCAUGAGAUCACAUGGACACCACCGACCAUUUCCCGCUCCGCCUGAUUGCUGCCUCCAAAUUCAGAAAAAUAAAUCGAUUCAGUAUCUCUGAAUUAUCUGGUAUAAAGUUUGUAAUUUGACAAAUGCAUGGUUGAACUUUUAUCAUGGGCUUGUACUGUCCAUGAAAUUUGUUUUGAUUUUGUGCAAUCAGAUUUCUUUUUAUCCCACUUUUUCUGCAAAAUGGCUGCCAGAUGAAAUUAUGUAUUGGCAUCGGAGGGUUGAAGUAAAUCUGUAAUCAUGGGCAACAAUUACUUGAACCCCACAGUAGCAAAGUGAAUAGUAACUACAAUGUGUAUGUGUCCCGCAUGUAUAAAAUACUGUAUGUUGUUUCAUUCAUGAUAUUCAUGAGGACAGAGAGCACUGUGGAAGAGCGGCAUGGUGGAAUGAACAUUAAAAACCUUUCGCUUUUUAAUUGUCUGUAACAAUGUCAAAAUGUGUGGGUUGUUGGGCCGGGACUAAUGUAUGAAUAAAGAAUGUGCAUCACCAUUCAAAA
This is a messenger RNA of Etheostoma spectabile (orangethroat darter), 6339 nucleotides long. It is a transcript of the gene map1sb, whose product is annotated as microtubule-associated protein 1Sb. The transcript has 10 exons. The coding region runs from base 65 to 4135 and encodes 1356 amino acids. The record is from RefSeq and is a predicted model, not a curated record. Gene Ontology annotation, biological process: regulation of microtubule depolymerization; axonogenesis; microtubule cytoskeleton organization. Gene Ontology annotation, molecular function: microtubule binding; actin binding. Gene Ontology annotation, cellular component: neuronal cell body; cytosol; microtubule associated complex. Lineage: Eukaryota; Metazoa; Chordata; Actinopteri; Perciformes; Percidae.